Molecule: messenger RNA, 2627 nt
Organism: Limulus polyphemus (Atlantic horseshoe crab)
Lineage: Eukaryota; Metazoa; Arthropoda; Merostomata; Xiphosura; Limulidae
Product: probable ATP-dependent RNA helicase DDX23
Biological process (GO): mRNA splicing, via spliceosome
Cellular component (GO): catalytic step 2 spliceosome
Molecular function (GO): RNA binding; ATP binding; RNA helicase activity
Source: RefSeq, a predicted model, not a curated record
GUGUCGCCACAGCUUCUAGUAGUACGCGAUAAGCUUUUUAGUUUUAUUAUAUGACAUAUUAAAGUGAGAGGAAGAGGGAAAAUAUUUCAGAGAAUUAUGGGAAUUGAAGAAGAACCUGUUAAGUUAUCAGUUGAUAUCAAGAAACAGGACAAAGAUCGUGAAAAAGUAGAAAAACGUCGUAGGUCUCGAUCCAGAAGCAGAGAAAGACACAGACGUUCACGUUCACGUAGCAGGGAGAAACGGAAAAGAAGUCGAAGCAGGAGUAAAGAGCAUGAGCAAAGACAUCGACGUGAUAAGGGAAAAGAUAAAGACAAAUCAAGAAGUAAAGAAAAACGUAAAGAUAAGGAAAAGAGAAAUGAAAGAAAGGAUAAGAACCAUUAUGAAGAUGAUGACGAUGAAAAAAAACAACCAAAGAAAGAACCACUUUCUCUGGAAGAAUUGCUUGCUAAACGAAAAGCUGAAGAAGAAGCUAAAAGUAAACCUGUUUUCCUAACAAAAGAACAAAGAAUACAAGAAGCUCUCCAACGGCGACAACAACAGGUGGAGGAACAACGAAGAGUCACGGAGGAAGAAAGAAAGAAGAGGCAGGAGUUUAUGGAAGAGGCAAAAAAAUUACAAGAGGAUUCUCGUGACCGUGAGCGUCGUGAGCGAAGAGAAAAGAGAGAAAAUCCUGAAGAGGAAGAAGACCGUGAAAAAAUUCGUGAAAAUAAAGACAAGGAGAAAGAGCUUGAAGCCAUAAAAGAACGUUAUCUAGGACUUAUGAAGAAAAAGAGACGUGUUAGACGACUCAAUGAUAGGAAAUUUGUUUUUGAUUGGGAUGCUUCUGAAGACACAGCUGUGGACUACAAUCCUAUCUACAAAGAGAGGCAUGGCAUUCAGUUUUUUGGUCGUGGACAUGUAGCUGGUAUAGAUUUAAAGGCUCAGAAAAAAGAACAGUGCAAGUUUUAUGGAGAUCUGUUAGAGAAACGAAGAACAGUGGCUGAAAAAGAGCAAGAAGCUAUUCGUUUGAAGAAAAUAAGGAAGAAGGAAGACAAACAAAAAUGGGAUGAUCGCCACUGGACACAAAAAUCAAUAGAACAAAUGACUGAAAGAGAUUGGAGAAUUUUCAGAGAAGACUUCAAUAUUGCUAUCAAAGGUGGAAAAAUCCCUAACCCUAUACGUAGCUGGAAGGAAUCUAAACUCUCAAAAACAAUUCUGGAGAUUAUUGAUCAGCUGAACUAUAAGGACCCAACUCCCAUUCAAAGACAAGCUAUUCCAAUUGGCUUACAGAAUCGUGAUAUUAUUGGUGUUGCAGAAACAGGAAGUGGUAAAACCUUGGCAUUUUCUCCCCUGUUGGUUUGGAUUACAUCUUUGCCUAAGAUUGUUAGGACAGAAGAUAUUGACCAAGGUCCUUACGCAAUUAUUUUGGCACCAACAAGAGAACUGGCACAACAGAUAGAAGAAGAGACCAUGAGGUUUGCUAAAAUGCUUGAAAUAAGAACAGUUGCUGUUAUUGGUGGCUUGUCUCGAGAGGAACAAGGCUUCAAGCUAAGAUUAGGGUGUGAGAUUGUGAUUGCCACUCCUGGUCGUAUGAUUGAUGUUUUGGAGAAUCGUUACCUGGUAUUAAGUCGUUGCACUUACAUUGUACUAGAUGAGGCUGAUAGAAUGAUUGAUAUGGGUUUUGAACCUGAUGUUCAAAGAAUUCUUGACUACAUGCCAGUUACUAAUCAGAAGCCAGAUAGUGAUGAAGUUGAAGAUGAAGAAAAAUUGCUGGCAAAUUUUGCUUCCAAAAAUAAGUAUCGUCAGACAGUUAUGUUUACGGCUACUAUGCCUCCGGCUGUGGAGCGGCUUGCUAGGUCCUACCUGCGACGACCUGCUGUAGUAUACAUAGGAUCAGCUGGCAAGCCUACAGAGCGUACAGAACAGAUAGUGUAUAUGGUGACAGAAGCCCAGAAAAGGAAAAAGCUUUUGGAGAUCUUGGGAAAAGGUGUGGAGCCUCCAGUUAUCAUAUUUGUAAACCAAAAGAAAGGAGCAGAUGUUCUGGCUAAAGGCUUGGAGAAGAUGGGAUUUAAUGCAUGUACAUUGCAUGGUGGAAAGGGCCAGGAACAGAGAGAAUUUGCCCUUGCCAGCCUCAAAAGUGGAGCUAAGGAUAUGUUGGUUGCUACAGAUGUUGCUGGGCGUGGUAUCGAUAUUCGUAAUGUUUCUCUGGUUAUAAACUAUGAUAUGGCUAAGACUAUUGAAGAUUACACCCAUCGUAUUGGUCGAACAGGUAGAGCAGGUAAAACUGGUGUGGCCAUCUCAUUUUUGACAAAAGAGGAUAGUAACCUGUUCUAUGAUUUGAAACAACUAAUCUUGUCCAGCCCUGUUUCUAACUGCCCACCUGAACUAGCAAACCAUCCUGAUGCCCAACACAAACCUGGGACAGUGGUUACUAAGAAACGAAGAGAAGAAAAGAUAUUUGCAUAACAGAUCAGGAAUUUGUUGAUUGUUAGAUUUACUAUAGCAACAAAAUGUUUAGGUUAUGACAAAUGAAAGAGUAAUAUGAUAUCUAUUUCAUUCACUAAGUAUGGCUGUAAAUAGGUUUUCUGAAACAAUGUAUGCUUCACUGAUUUCUUAAAGAAUUUUUCAAUAAAAAAGUUCUAAAAUUU